Molecule: messenger RNA, 1853 nt
Organism: Pieris rapae (cabbage white)
Lineage: Eukaryota; Metazoa; Arthropoda; Insecta; Lepidoptera; Pieridae
Product: transcription factor Adf-1
Exons: 4
Coding region: 347-1114 (255 amino acids)
Biological process (GO): regulation of transcription by RNA polymerase II
Cellular component (GO): nucleus; transcription regulator complex
Molecular function (GO): DNA binding
Source: RefSeq, a predicted model, not a curated record
CACGACACGAUCUCGCCGCGCCCCACUGCGUCCCGCACCGCGUCGUUUCGCUUCGCAUGACCUCGUGCAGUAGACACGAGACGAACGCACGUAUUGUUGUAUUAAAUUUUGAGCUGAUAGAACUUUAUAAAUCGCGAUUAUUAUUUCGAAAUAAUAUAAUUUGAAGUGUGUAAUUAUAACAGUUAAAGCAAGAGAAAUAAGUUAGGCGACAAGAACAAUAAUUUGUCGUUUAAAAGGAAUCCUUUGUAGUGCAUAAUAACUAAUACACACACUAUUCACCGAGGACUUUAUUUACGUAAUUUUGAAACAUGUAAUUUUUCUCAUACGUGAUUAAUUCAUCGAAGUUAUGACGAUGCCAAAGAAUAAGAAGAUUUUAGAAGAAAUACAUCCAUUAAAUAUAAUAAAAGAAGUGCAAAAAUGGCCAGUGUUGUACGAAAAAGAUAACCUGGAGAGGACAAACUUUCAUUUUAAGACCAAAGUAUGGAAAGAAGUCGCAAAAACCUUAAUACCUGACUGGGAAGAAUUAAGUGAAAUUCAAAAAGAAGUUAAAGUGUCGGAUCUAAGCAAGAAGUGGCGGAACCUUCGCGAUACGUUCCGAAGACAUGUGGAAUCUGAACGGCGGGCGCAGCGCAUUGGCGGCGGAACGGAUUCUCCGCGGCGGCCGUACGUCUACUUCAAACACAUGUCAUUUCUACUGCCGCACGUCGCUUCGCCGUCCGAUACAGGAGACAUCACAGAUGUCCUCGCGACCGAAACGCAAUACACGCCGCGGCCAGCUGAGCCUACACGCCUUAAGAAACGCAAACGCAAGUUACAGCCAUGCAAUCUUCCGACGACAGAGAAGAUAGAUGAAGAUCGACAUUUUCUAAUGUCGCUGAUUCCCUCUUUUAGAAAGAUGUCAGACAAUGAGAAGCUUACAGCGAAGGUGGAAAUACUUAAAGUCAUUCAACAGGUACGGAGUUCAAGCGCGGGCAUAGAGUUUAGGAGCGCAGAUGUGUUCAUUGAGGAAGGGAUAACAGAGGGCGGUGGAGGGGUCAAAUUAGAGCUGCUUCCUGAAGGGCACGGUGAACCCAGUUACUCAGAAACCGACGACGACGAAGAUUUGAGUACCUAAUCUUGGUUCUGGAACCACACAGAUGUGCUGCUACGGAUUACAGAGUGAUGGACACAGACUGAUCUGUCAAGUUAUUAGUAUAGUCUUAGUAAAGUGUGAAGUGACAACAUUUGUCGUGCUGAUAUGUCAUAUAUUUUCGGUUUAUACAAAACUUAGUAUAACUGAGUUAAAACAAUAACAUGAAAGUAUUGCAUACUUAAGUAAGCUUUUAAAACCUUAACGCUUAAAUAUGGGGUACAUUCUGGACGAGUGCCCCGUGAUGCAUUCUUGCUGCUGUUGUGUUCCACUACGAGCGGGAGUAGUAGCGAGUGGCGUUGCCGGACUGAUAGGCGCCGGAGGAUUUUUGUGGGUUGGUAGCACGGAAGGUGCGCGCCGGCUAGCAACAAGCGGUGUAGUGGGAACAUCGCUGCUAAGGCCCGUGCGCUAUUUCUGCGGAGCGUCCGGUGUAUUGUUAGCAGCCGUACACGCACUUGUAGUUGCUGCCGCUGUUCACGAAAGCGAUGCAUUGUGCGAGGUGUACAUUUGGUUCAUGGUUGUAUGGAGCGCGGUGUCAUUUGUUCUGGCAGCGGUAGUGAGUGCUCAAGCAGCACUGGCCUCAUUCGAAGCCUCUGCGUUCGCUGCGCUUGCCUCCGCUCUUCUACUUCUUGUAACAGUCUGUUUUCUCAUUCUUAUCGUAGCUAAUUAUAGGAUGACUCUACCGUAAAUGUAAGAUGGAUUCAAUUAUACUUUAUACUAUUUU